Messenger RNA from Folsomia candida, 668 nucleotides. RefSeq lists its product as uncharacterized. NCBI's taxonomy places the organism in Eukaryota, Metazoa, Arthropoda, Collembola, Entomobryomorpha, Isotomidae. The record is from RefSeq and is a predicted model, not a curated record. The transcript is spliced from 4 exons. The coding region runs from base 34 to 453 and encodes 139 amino acids.
UACACAUUUCGACGCAAAUUAAAUAUUUACAAGAUGAACUUUUUUGUAGUUCAAGUGACAACGCUUUUGCUUCUUGUGGGACUUCAGCUUGGAAAUAACGUUGUCGCACAAAAUCUUACCACUGAGGGCGAUAAUGGCGGUCCAGAAGCAUUUUAUGACACAAUCACCUGUGACGCUGAUGAGGACGGAUUAAUCCGGAUAGGGACCCUUGGCCUUAGAAAAGUCUACUACGCCGCACCACAAAAAUCUCCCUUCAUCGAGUGUCACAGACUUUGUAGAGGAAAAAGAACUAAGCGCGGGAGGCAAAUGCACUUGGCCGAGUUCCUAAAUCUAGAGGAGCAGUAUAAUCUCAGCAAUCUGACUUUUACCCACAACUGUACCGAUAUUAGACAAACGGAACUCUGGGUGGGAGGGAUCGCGUUGGAUUACCUGUUAAGAAUGCAUAUACGUUGAAAAAAUCUCAUAACUAAAAGACAGAGACGACGGUUGCGUCUCCUUGUGUGCCGAGAGAUUUUUUGCUAAUGAGGGGGGGCGGGGCGAACAGAGAAGCUGAUUUUCAUGUAAACAAUGCAGGCAGUUGCAUGUAAAAAGUUGCUUUGGGUUUAGAGAGUGACCGUUCCCACUCUCCAAACGGGGCAUCGCGAACCAGAAAAGGAGAAAAAUUUCGA